Molecule: messenger RNA, 1625 nt
Organism: Sphaeramia orbicularis (orbiculate cardinalfish)
Lineage: Eukaryota; Metazoa; Chordata; Actinopteri; Kurtiformes; Apogonidae
Gene: ckmb
Product: creatine kinase, muscle b
Exons: 9
Coding region: 94-1236 (380 amino acids)
Biological process (GO): phosphocreatine biosynthetic process
Molecular function (GO): creatine kinase activity
Source: RefSeq, a predicted model, not a curated record
UGGGCGACCCCUACAUUUGGUGGACAGGAUCUGAUCCCGGGAUCUGUUACCUCAUUCUUUUCUCCUUGUGCAGACGGAGUAAGAAUCGCAGCCAUGGCAAAGAACUGCCACAACGACUACAAGAUGAAGUUCUCUGUUGAUGAUGAGUUCCCCGAUCUGUCCCUGCACAACAACCACAUGGCCAAGGUGCUGACCAAGGACAUCUACGCCAAGCUGAGGGGAAAGUCCACCCCCAGCGGCUUCACCGUGGAUGACGUCAUCCAGACCGGAGUCGACAACCCUGGUCACCCCUUCAUCAUGACCGUGGGCUGUGUUGCUGGUGAUGAGGAGUCCUAUGAGGUCUUCAAGGAGCUGCUGGACCCAGUCAUCUCCGACCGUCAUGGUGGAUACAAACCCACCGACAAGCACAAGACCGACCUGAACUUCGAGAACCUGAAGGGCGGUGACGACCUGGACCCCAACUAUGUGCUGUCCAGCCGUGUGCGUACCGGUCGCAGCAUCAAGGGAUUCACCCUGCCCCCCCACAACAGCCGUGGAGAGCGCAGAGGCAUUGAGAAGCUGUCCAUCGAGGCCCUGGCCAGUCUGGACGGAGAGUUCAAGGGCAAGUACUACCCCCUGGACGGCAUGACCGAUGCCGAGCAGGAGCAGCUGAUCGCUGACCACUUCCUGUUUGACAAGCCCGUGUCCCCCCUGCUGACCUGCGCUGGUAUGGCCCGUGACUGGCCCGACGCCAGAGGCAUCUGGCACAACGAGAACAAGACCUUCCUGGUCUGGGUGAACGAGGAGGAUCAUCUGCGUGUCAUCUCCAUGCAGAAGGGUGGAAACAUGAAGGAGGUCUUCAGGCGCUUCUGCGUUGGCCUGCAGAAGAUUGAGGAGAUCUUCAAGAAGCACAACCACGGCUUCAUGUGGAACGAGCAUCUGGGCUACAUCCUGACCUGCCCCUCCAACCUGGGAACCGGUCUGCGUGGUGGCGUCCACGUCAAGCUGCCCAAGCUCAGCACACACCCCAAGUUCGAGGAGAUCCUGACCAGGCUGCGUCUGCAGAAGCGUGGCACAGGUGGCGUGGACACCGCCUCCGUGGGUGGUGUGUUCGACAUCUCCAACGCUGACCGUCUGGGCUCCUCCGAGGUGGAGCAGGUCCAGCUGGUGGUUGAUGGUGUCAAGCUGAUGGUGGAGAUGGAGAAGAAGCUGGAGAAGGGCGAGUCCAUCGACGGCAUGAUCCCCGCCCAGAAGUAAAGUGGACAGACAACCACUGGCUGAAUGACUGUCUGUGUUUGUUUUUUUAUAUUGGAUAAAAAUGAACAGGUAGCCUUGUUGUAAACUUACUCUGAGCGGCUACUUCUGCUUACUUCAUUUCCAUCAGAGAAGACACUCCACUUUUCUCUCCACUCCUUUCCUUUCUUACUUUACUGUCACCUUCACUCCAUCUUUUCUUUUUCCUCUUUUUCUAUCUCCUGUCACUCCAACCAUCUUUCUCCUCAUCCUCUAUGUAACAUCCUGGGAUCAAUCCAUUCAUAGUCUGGUCAUGGCUAUGUAUGUGCACUGAAACAAACAAAAAAAAACUAAACCCGGCUGUAAAUGUAAAUGGAACUGGAAGAUUAAACUCUGCCCCAUGUGACAAACUG